AUGCCCAUUGAAAACUAUGGAAUGGUUGGAAAUCUUCGAACAAUAGCAUUAUGUAGCACUGAUGGAUCUAUUGAUUUCUUUUGUUAUCCAAAAUUUGAUAGCCCUUCAAUUUUUGCUAGAAUCUUGGAUAGCAAGAAAGGCGGUCAUUUCUCAAUUGUACAAAGUAAAUACUCAAGCGUUAAACAACAAUACUUACCCAAUUCGAAUAUUUUGUCAACAAGAUUUCUUGAUGAAGAAGGAGUGUCUGAAAUCAUUGAUUAUAUGCAUAUUCCAGAAAAAAGUCAUGGAAAUUCUACUCAUAAGCCAUUAUUGCCUUGGUUAGUUCGUAGUUUGACUGCUGUACGUGCUGAAGUUGAUUUUCAUGUUGAAUUGUUUCCAGCAUUUAAUUAUGCACUUGAUCCACAUACAAUAGAAAUAUUAGAUAAUAAGAUAGAUUCAUAUACUGCUUCUAAUACUGUUACCACCAUUACUGAUGAAAAUAAUUCUUAUGUAGGAGACAAAAAAGUCAGAUUUAAUUCUGAAAAUUUUUGUUUAGAGUUGAGAUAUGUUAUUGGAAAUAAAGGAUGUGUUAAUAAUGAAUUACCAACAAUUAAUUUUGAAUUAGUUGAUAAUAAAUAUGAUGACAAUGACAAUGGGGUAAGUGGUGGUGGUAGUGGUGUAGUUAUGGAUUUUCGUUUAAAAGAAGAUCAAGAAGUUAUUUUUAUUUUACGUGAAGUUCCCAAUUUUUCAAAAAGUCAAGAUCAAGAAGCAGAACAAAAGUUAAAAUUUAAAUUAAUAGAUCCACCUUUAAGUUAUGGAUUAAUGAAAUCAUUGUAUAAAAUUACUUUAAGCUAUUGGCAAAAUUGGAUUGGUCAAUCAACAUAUAAAGGUAGAUGGAGAGAACAUGUUCAUAGAAGUGCAUUAGCAUUGAAAUUGUUGACUUAUGAACCAACUGGAGCAGUUGUUGCAUCACCUACAUUUGGUCUCCCUGAAGCAAUUGGAGGACCAAGAAAUUGGGAUUAUAGAUAUACAUGGAUUAGAGAUUCAGCAUUUACAUUUUAUGCAUUGAUGAGAUUAGGAAUGACAGAAGAGGCUAAAUCUUAUAUGAAAUUUAUGGAGGAAAGAUGUCAUAAUUUGGAUGAUAACAAGUCAUUAAAUAUAAUGUAUAGUAUAGAUGGAGAGGAAAAAUUGACAGAGAUUGAAUUGAAUCAUUUAGAUGGAUAUCGUUCAUCCAAACCAGUACGGAUAGGUAAUGGAGCAUAUGAUCAUUUACAACUGGAUAUUUAUGGAGAAUUUAUGGAUGCAAUGUAUCUUUAUAAUAAAUAUGGCAGUCCAAUUGGUUAUGAUAUGUGGGUUACUGUAAGACGAUUGGUCAAUUUUGUGUGUUCUAAUUGGGACCAAGAAGAUAUGAGUAUUUGGGAAGUUAGAGGUCAAAAACAAAAUUUUACUUAUAGCAAAAUUAUGUGCUGGGUUGCAGUUGACAGGGGGUUGAGAUUAGCAGAGAAAAGAAUGUUUCCAUGCCCAGAUCGUAAUAAAUGGUUAGAUGUUAGAGAUAAAAUAUAUGAAGAGGUUAUGACAAAAGCCUGGAAUCCAGAAAGGAAAAUAUUUACACAAUCAUAUGAAUCAAAGGACGAUUUGGAUUCAAGUGUAUUGAUUAUGCCUUUAGUUUUCUUUAUUAGUCCAAAUGAUCCAAGAUUUCUAAGUACAGUUGAACAAAUUUUAUUACCACCCCAAUAUGGAGGUUUAUUGGCAAAUAAUCUUGUAUAUAGAUAUAAUCAUGAGAAAACAGAUGAUGGAUUGGAGGGAAAAGAAGGGUCAUUUUCAAUGUGUACAUUUUGGUUAGUUGAAGCAUUGACAAGAGGAGGAAAAUAUGAAAAGAAAUUAUUGGAGAAAGCAGAACUUUUAUUUGAACAAAUGAUCAGUUAUAGUAAUCAUCUAGGAUUGUAUAGUGAAGAGAUUGCUUGGUAA
This is a messenger RNA of Entrophospora candida, 1947 nucleotides long. NCBI's taxonomy places the organism in Eukaryota, Fungi, Glomeromycota, Glomeromycetes, Entrophosporales, Entrophosporaceae. The record is from the annotation of a GenBank genome assembly.